AAUAGCAGUUGUGGGAUGCUGCCCCAUCCUGCAGAGGAAAAAGCUGAUCUGCCACAGCUGCUGGGGGACUCUGAGCACUCAGCCUGCCCUGCCAUCCGCACCCCAGCAUUUCUGCAGGCACAGGAAAGGGACCAAGAGGAGCCAAACAGGCUGCAGAUGGAGCUGCUGGCCGUGCUGGGCUGUGCCCUGCUGCUCGCCGGGGUCCUGGCUGAGCCCUGUCCAUCCCCGUGCAGCUGCUGGUCCCUGGGGGAGCCCUGGGGGACGGGGGUGGACUGCAGCUCGCGGGGGCUGCGCGCCCUGCCCGCCCUGCCGCGCCUGACCCGCAGCCUGCGCCUGCACAACAACAGCCUGGCCUCCAUCCCCGCCGGGGCCCUGGACAGCCUGGGCCACCUGCAGGAGCUGCAGCUCUGGGACAACCCCUGGCACUGCGACUGUCACAUCCUGUACCUGAAGCUCUGGCUGCAGGAUUUCUCCGCGCCCGCGCUCGCCCGCCUCAGGUGCGCCAGCCCCGCUCGGCUGAGGAUGAAGGCCCUGGGGCAGCUGACUGGGAAUGAUCUGGGCGUUUGUAGCCAGCUUCUCCCAACCAAGUGUCUCCAGUUCUUCUGGAGAGACCUCGUUUUAAUUGCUGGGGCCAUAAUUACCCUCCUUUUAGUGGCGUGGGCUCUGAAGUUCUCCAAAAAGCUGGUGUGCCAGCUCAGCCUCGGGAGGCGGCGGCUGAGGAGGAACAUCCCCAAAACACACAAGGUACUGUGAGCUCCGUCCUGCCACCAGCCUGGCUGAAACUCCAAACUCCUCCACAACAAAAAAGCAAAAGCACUGAUAGCACUGGUUUGAAUAGUCAAUGCUAAAAAAGCCCAAAGUCUGGGUCCUCAGGCAAGCUGGAUUUAAUUUUUGUCCAAAAAUAAGCUUGGUAAGUCUUGGGCAGGCAAGUUUCACCCUGCUGCCAUCUGCUCAUAUGAAGAGCAGUUUCCACAUUUUUAAAAAUCAUUUAACUUAACAUUUUCCCACUGGAUUCUCAGCCCUUAUAGAAAGAAGAUUUACACCCCUACACUUUUUAAUAUAUGGAAAUAAACACCAAUUCUAUUAUUUUAA
Messenger RNA from Taeniopygia guttata (zebra finch), 1092 nucleotides. RefSeq names its product glycoprotein IX platelet (gene GP9). Lineage: Eukaryota; Metazoa; Chordata; Aves; Passeriformes; Estrildidae. The record is from RefSeq and is a predicted model, not a curated record.